UCGCUAGAGCAAAUAAAAGGUCCCAGGACAAGUGAACGCGUGUGCCGCCAGUGAUAAGCCAGACAUAAGAGAACGUGCAACUCGGGGAUCACUGCUUUCUGUCCAUCUAUCUGGCUCGUAGAUGAAGAGGAGAAGCAUAUUGUGACCAGUCAGCAAGUGAAAUUAUCUUUUUGCCUGCAAAGCAACUGUUGGUGCGUGUCGAACUGCAAUCUCUGAUUAAUUCUCGCACUAGGUCGCAGUGCAUUCGAGCAAGACCGGUGUGCUGAUUGAUUUUACCCAACGGCGUGUUUGGAACUCUUUCACCGUGAGAGACUGUAUGUUCGAAAACCUUAACGUCUCACGUGCAGCACUCUCUGUGCACUAAUCUGAUGGAGGGCUCACACAAGACUGUAUCGGUUCUGGUGGUCAUAUUGUGUUACGGUAGUUUCGUCACCAUCUCCAUCACACAUGCCUGGAAGGAGCCGUGCGCGAACCUAUGCCACUGCAACAUCACGUAUGUCCUCUGUCCUGCUCAGAGUGCUCUGCAGUACGUACCAACAGUGGUCAUUAACGGCAGCAGCAGAGAGGCCAUCAUCCCUUAUAUGGACCUGCGAUGGAAUCGGAUCCAAUCAAUCCCAGAUGGAAAUUUCUCUGCGUUCUCUUCCCUUCAGAUAUUGUAUAUGUCAGAGAACAUACUGAGCACGCUUACGCCGCACUCCUUCGAUGGGCUCCGCAACCUAAUCCUGCUCAACCUGGACAGGAACAGCCUGACAGAGCUAUUGCCAGGACAAUUCAGUGACCUCGCAAGUUUGAGAACCCUGACAUUGAAAGAGAAUAGGCUGGCUGUACUACACAAUACUAGCUUCGCGGGCCUUGGCGAACUCAGGACUCUAAAUCUCGCGGAUAACAAUCUCUCAAGCUUUCCAUCAGGAAUCUUCGAGAGCCUCGGAAAACUGGAAGUAUUGACAUUGACAUCAAACAAGCUGGUGGUGCUAAACAAUGACAGUUUCUCAGGCCUUGAUAGACUAAGGGUUCUGUAUCUUGCAAGUAACACUAUCUCACGUCUGCCAUCAGGAAUCUUCGACGGACUUGGCGAGCUGGAACUAUUGUACAUUCGUGACAAUGCUAUCUCCUCCCUACAAUCAGGUUUAUUUGAUGAACUGACCAACCUUACUUUAAUAUACUUGGAUGAGAACAAGCUGACCUCCCUGCCACUGGGAAUAGUGGACAAGCUCUCGAAGCUUGAAGUUUUCUCCGGACACGCCAAUCUGCUACUAGGGCAUCUGCAUGAUGGCAUAGUCAACGGUAACCCUAGUCUUACCGAAUUUGACUUUGGUUUCAAUCGUCUGACGUCGCUACAUCCUGAAAUGUUUGCCAGUACACCACUCCUGACUAUCCUGAGACUUGACUACAACUUCAUAACGGCUUUGCCGCUGGGAAUCUUCGACAAUCUUCCUCUGCUCACAACAUUCACAAUUGCAAACAAUUCCUUUCCGCUGAACGCAUCCCUCUGCCCACUGAUAACCAUUCGAAAGACCAACGCAUUCGUAGACAGUGCAGACAGUCCAGUGCUGUUCGAGACGGCCGUCGGCUUGUGGAUCAAACAGAUCGUCAACACAAAAUGCAAUGGUGCUGAUGUGCGUUGCUAUGGUUUCCCUGGUGAGGCUCUCGGCUACAUGUGCUCCUGUCCUGCUGGAACGGCUUACAACGGUACAGCGUGUGUUACCAUACCAACCUGCGCUGCCUGCACAAUCUACCCAUCGUGCCAUGGACCGCCGACAAACUUCAGUUGUGACUGCGUCCUACCAAGCACCGCGAUGCUAAGCAGAAACAUUUCUUCAGGAUGCGCCUCAGCAAGAUUCCCUUGCGAUGAUGGCCUAACAUUUCGUCAGACCGAUAUCUUGACUUGCCAGAGUUCUGCAUUAGAUGACCGUCCGUCUCUUUCCACGACGCCAUGGACGAGCAACUCUACAAGUAAUACUCACACGCCUUCAGCAAAUCCAAAGUGGACAUCAUCAGGUAGCAACACCAGCACUCCGCAAACUGUGACCUCCGACAAUGCAACCAUACCUCCCGUGAGCAGUACCCCUGCGACCACUGCAAGCAGCGAAGUGAGAAGUCCACAAUACACAACUUCAAGGACUGCUCAUACAAAUCUUACUCAUAGUACAAACACAAUUCCAAUUGGAAGUUCGAACAAUACAUCACCCACUAACACUGGCCCACUUCUAUUCAGUAGUUUGAGCACUAUUCCACCCACCACCACCACCAGCAAAAUUCCAGUUAGCAGUUUGAACAAUACUCCAACCAGCACCACAAACACAUUUCAAACUAGCAGUUCCAACAACCUCCCACCCAGUAGCACCAACACACUUCCAAUCAGCACCAUGAACCAAGAGGUCACAAGCACGAAUCAUACUUCCACAGAAUUCCCUUCCAGCGUACCCUUGACCAGCAACACACAUGCAUCUAAGCCACGUAGCCCUAGUACAGCUGAAGCAAGAAACACAACACGUAGCACUGAAAACAGCCAUACAAGCCAUGUAAGUGCAAGCAGCACCCAGCUACCUGCAACCUCCCAAAGCAGAAGCAGCCAGGCAAUCACCAGCAUGAGAAACAUCAGCAAUACCACUGGCCGAACUCCACCAGCAACUCUGCAGCAGCUAUCCAACGCUCAACUGAAUGCUAGUGAUUCACAGCAGAUUGUGCAAACUAGUGGCUUGCUGCAGGCACUAACUGAGAACAACAUCACACUCUCCAGCAGAGAUAUCGACCAUGCUGCUGAAGUCCUUACUAAUCUGGCUAUUGCUAUGAAUGCAAGCCAGAGUGUCAACCACACCGACUGGCUGCAGGUGGCAGCCAGUGUAGUGACAACUGUUGAUAACAUCUUGAAACAAAAUAGCUCAGCAGUCAGUGCUUACACUGGACCAAGGAUUGCUCAGUCUCUUGAGACCCUGCUUUUCUCCUACACACGGAGUGCCAUUCAGAGCAACUAUACGCUGAUCAGUAUUGUGAAACCAAACAUAGCCCUGGCCAUAGGCUGCCUGAACAUCACCGACCAGGCACAGCUUCUUGCAGCUCUUUCACAUGGGAAAGAGGUAUUUCUAGGACCAGCUGAAGUGUUUACUCAGAACACAGAGAAUACAACGCUACUGGUAAACAUCCCAGGUGUUGUCCUUCACCAGACAGCAGCAGCAGCAGCAGCAGCACAGCUGACAUCUGACAUCUACACCACCAACUCAAGCAUGUGUCCGACAUCCUGGACCUCCUUCAUCUUCUACAAGAAAGCCACACUGUUCAUAGAUCACAGCCUUCCGGACAACACCGAUGUCUUGUCCGGCGUGAUUUCAGUCAAUAUCGGGAAUAUUGUUUCUGGUGAUGACUUGCAGCAACCAGCAAAUUUCACUUUCAAAUUAGUGGAGGAAGAGGCAAGGGUGGUGGUGAAUACUACGUGUGUAUUCUGGGACUUCCAAAGCGGCAGCUGGAGCACGGAAGGUUGCCGUCUUCUUACACCAGAUGAAAAUAACCAGGACAAGAGAGCCUAUUGUCAGUGUACACAUCUGAGUAACUUUGCUGUGCUCGUCUCUCGCAAUGUAGUCAAUCAGCAAGGACCGGAAAGCAAAGCCCAGAGAGCACUGAGCAUCGUUACCUACAUCGGCUGUGCUCUAUCUAUUGCCUCACUGAUCGCUGCAAUGUCGACAAUCGCAUGUUUCCGGUCAAUACGUAAUCGUCGUCACCACCGUAUCGUCUUCUGCCUGAGUACCAGCUUGCUGCUAGCGCUGUUACUGUUCACAUUGGGAGUACGUGCAACGGCCAACAGAGCAGCAUGCACAGCCAUUGCCAUGUUGCUGCACUUCCUGUUUCUGCUGGCAUUUGCGCUGACCUCGUUGGAUGCCUUCUUGCUGUACAAACAACUGGUGAAUCUGCUAACUGCUGUCAACCAGUCCACGGUGAAAGUAGCGUAUGUGGUGACUGCAGGUAUGCCACUAUUCAUUGUUGCAAUCUCAGGAGGAAUUGGAAGCUUCGACGUGUAUGGCAGCGGAAAAUAUUGUUGGAUUGCCAACGAUACUGUGUUCUACGUAGCGUUCAUCUCUCCGAUGUGUGUCUGCCUGCUCUCAAAUAUAGCAGUAAUCGUACGAGUAGUAGUCUUGUUGCGUCAUCACAGAAGCAGUGCGAUAACAGGAAAGGCAAAAGACACGUCCAGUGUGUCGUAUCUACUUCGAGUCGUCGUUGCAUUGUCAGUUCUGCUAGGAAUUUCCUGGCUGUUUGGUGCCCUGGUAGCCGUCUAUGAUCACCUCGCUCUUCAGUUCAUCUUUGCCAUCACCAACACUCUGCAGGGACUGGGAAUCUUUCUACACGUGUCACGUGACGUAGACGUGCGUACCACCUGGCGAGCAUCCAUUGCAUCAGUGCUGCUGCAUUUCCCCAGGCUCACAAGCACUUCCCAGCGCUCGACCAACGUAACAGGCAGCGCAGGAUCUAUACCGAACGCCUCGACCCAACGGCCGGGCAGCAGAAGUGAAAGGAACCCCACCGUUGAAAAUCCUGCUGCAGAGGGAAGAAACCUGGAGGAUCGACAGCUUUCGGAAGAGGAUAGGCAACUGAGUAGUCAGCAAUUAUCCAGCAUCACCAGUCUAACUCCUUUGGUUGGAAUUUCUGAUACAGGGUCCCAACAAACCUCUACAUUCCGUCUCAGAAGCACAGGCGAAAUGCUGGAACUCUCAGAAACCCAGGAAGAAGGAAGUAUGGAUCAGAGAGAAGAAGAUGAAGAAGAAGACAUUGUGUAACGCUGAGAUGAUACAUUUCCAUCACCGAUUCUUCUCUGCUACCUCUGCAUUCGUGUGUGUGUGUGGGGGGGGGGGUUGUGUACAGAAUAUUAUGUGUAUGUAUGUGUGUGUACAUGCACACGCGUCCGGGUAUACAUGUGUGUGUGUGUGUGCAUGUGUGCGUAUGUGUGUAUGCAUGUCUAUAAUUGUGUCUAUCUCUGUCUGUUUAUGUGUGUGUGCGCGUGUGCGUGUGCGUGUGUGUGUCUCUCUCUCUCUCUAUUUAUAUAUAUCGCUCUCUCCCCACCCCUUUAUCUUUGAUUCUGUUCUUUCUGUUUCUCUUUUUUGCGGAGGCUGAUGCCCCACAAAAAACCGCGAUCCUUCUUACUUCAUGUCCGCUUUGCUAGCCUCGGAUGACUUUCCUGUGUAACGAUUGCUUUCUGUAAUGUCGCGUAUAAAGGCAGAUGCUUACAGCCGUAUAAACCGAUGUCAGUGCUAGGCUUCUAUUCAAGUUAGGCUUCCACUCCAACCUCGUAUUUCUAUGUAUGUCAACACUAAACCAGGAGUAUGUGCUGACAGUGUAUCUUAAACAUCAGGCUUGUGUUCUAAAACAAGCUUCU
Molecule: messenger RNA, 5362 nt
Organism: Sycon ciliatum
Lineage: Eukaryota; Metazoa; Porifera; Calcarea; Leucosolenida; Sycettidae
Product: latrophilin-like protein LAT-2
Exons: 26
Coding region: 369-4766 (1465 amino acids)
Biological process (GO): cell surface receptor signaling pathway; adenylate cyclase-activating G protein-coupled receptor signaling pathway
Cellular component (GO): plasma membrane
Molecular function (GO): G protein-coupled receptor activity; protein binding
Source: RefSeq, a predicted model, not a curated record